AGAGAGAGAGAGAGAGAGUGGCGAGGGAGCGGUGACGUGUCGCAGUUGGCUCGCGCCCGCCUGUCCGCCUGGCGAGUCGAGAGGCAGCCCCCGCCGAGCACCGGUCGCGUCUUGCGUGCGUGCGUGUGUGUGUUGUGCGCGAGGUGCGUGGAGUGUGCUGUGCGUGUGUGUGUUGUGCGCGUGGUGCGUGGAGUGUGCUGUGCGCGUGUGUCGUCGCCAUGGGCCAGUCGGACGACCAGAGGGACGACGAGUACGUCAAGGAGGAGGUGGAGCUGCUGCACGAGGAUGGCGGCUACCAGCCUCCCGCCGGCGCCACGCCGGUCAAGCUCGACGUCUUCAUACAGAAGUUCAUCGAGAUCAAGCGCGUCGUGCCCAUGGUCUUCAGUCACUUCAAAGUUCUCGGCGAGCGAGGGUCCGGCAUCAGGGUCAGGGGCGAGGUGCAGGACUUCAACAAGCUGCGCGACGAGUGCCUGUCGCAGGGCACGCUCUUCGAGGACCCCGAGUUCCCGGCCGAGGACGCGUCCAUCUUCUUCAGCAAGAGUCCGCCGCGACCCUUCGAGUGGAAGCGGCCCAUGGAAAUUUCUGACAAUCCCGAACUGUUCGUGGAAGGAGCUUCAAGGUUCGACGUGCAGCAAGGAGAGCUGGGCGAUUGCUGGCUUCUGGCUGCGGUGGCCAACCUUACGCUCAACCAGUCCCUCUUCGUACAGAUAGUCCCAGACGACCAAGGGUUCGGCCAAAAUUAUGCAGGGAUAUUCCAUUUCAGGUUUUGGCAGUAUGGCCGGUGGGUGGACGUUGUUGUGGAUGACAGGUUGCCAACGGUUUAUGGCAAACUGGUCUUUCUUCACUCGUCUGAAAACGAUGAGUUCUGGAGUGCACUGUUUGAGAAGGCAUAUGCAAAACUGCAUGGAUCUUACGAGGCCUUGAAAGGUGGCUCGACAUGUGAGGCCAUGGAAGAUUUCACAGGAGGUGUGUCAGAAAUGUAUGAAAUGGCAGAGGCCCCACCCAACUUAUACAAGAUAAUGCUGAAGGCAUAUGAGCGAAGUUCCUUAAUGGCUUGUUCUAUCGAGCCAGAUCCUAACGUAGUGGAAGCACAGACUCCAGAAGGGCUCGUGAAGGGCCAUGCGUACAGUGUGACAAAGGUGCAUUUCGUGGAUAUCGUUACCCCUAACAGAUCUGGGAAGAUUCCAUUGAUCCGGCUGAGGAAUCCAUGGGGAAAUGAGGCAGAGUGGAAUGGCCCGUGGAGCGACAAGUCUCCAGAGUGGCGGUUCAUCCCCCAGCACACAAAGGAAGAGAUAGGCCUCACGUUUGACGACGACGGGGAGUUCUGGAUAUCGUACGACGACUUCAAGAGGCACUUCUCCCGGCUGGAGAUCUGCAACCUGAACCCCGACUCCCUGUCGGAGGAGGAGACGGCCGCCAAGGGCAAGCGGCGCUGGGAGAUGAGCAUGUUCGAGGGCGAGUGGGUGCGAGGAGUUACGGCAGGCGGGUGCCGGAACUUCCUCGAUACGUUUGCACACAACCCGCAGUACCGCAUCACGCUCGAAGACCCGGACGAAGAUGACGACGACAACAAGUGUACGGUUAUCAUAGGCUUGAUGCAGAAGAACAGACGCUCUCAGCGGAAAGUGGGUGCAGAGUGCCUUACGAUAGGAUUUGCCAUGUACCAUCUCGUGGACCCGGACAACCUGCCGAAGCCGCUGGACACCAACUUCUUCAAGUACAACGCGUCGGUGGCCCGCUCGCCGUCCUUCAUCAACCUGCGGGAGGUGUGCUGUCGGUUCAAGCUCCCCCCGGGCGCGUACUGCAUCGUGCCGUCGACGUUCGAGCCCAACCAGGAGGGCGAGUUCAUCCUCCGGGUGUUCUCCGAGAACAAGAACAACAUGGAGGAGAAUGACGAGGAAGUUGGUAUUGGUGAAGUUGACGAAAGGGUGAAAGGCCAAGGAGACAUAGACAACAUUCCUCUGCAUGUGAAAACUGAGCCCCUACCGGAGGAGGAGAAGACGAAGGAGAAGGCGAAGGAGUUCUUCAAGAAGAUCGCCGGGGACGACAUGGAGGUCGACUGGAUGGAGCUCAAGGAAAUCUUGGACUACGCCAUGCGGGCCGAGCUGCCUAGGACUAGUUCGCAAUCUCAGGGCUCGGUCGUCACCUCGAUACUUUCCGCCUUGUGCGGCACGUUUUGUCGAGACACCCCAUUUGGAUCACUUUUCGAGACUCACAAUGAGGGUUUCUCGAAAGACGUGUGCCGCAGCAUGAUUGCGAUGAUGGACGUUGACAGGUCGGGGAAACUUGGCUUCGAAGAGUUCAAGUCUCUCUGGGUGGACAUCAGGAAUUGGCGGGCGGUGUUCAAACUAUAUGACAAGGAUAGCUCUGGUUACAUGAGUGCUUUCGAACUGCGUACGGCACUCAACUCGGCGGGUUACCGCCUUAACAACGGAGUCCUCAACAUCCUUGCUCACCGCUACAGCUCCAAAGAUGACAAGAUUACGUUUGAUGAUUUCAUAAUGUGUGCUGUCAAGUUAAAGGCAAUGAUUGAAAUUUUCCGUGAAAGAGACCCCGACAAUACCAACACUGCGACCUUCACCCUUGAAGAGUGGAUAGAGAAAACGCUCUAUUCAUAAGGGAAUUAUUGCUAUGCUGAAUGAGUCAUUUUGUAUGAACACAAGUUUUUUUUAAUCUCUACAGCAAAAUAUAUUGCAGGUUUGCAUGUUAAGCAUCUGAAUGUAUGGUUUGCACAAGUUGGUACACACAGCCUUCCAGUUACAUUGUCCUGAAUGAGUGGCUGAUGAAGAAAGUUUUGGAAAAGUAUGUAUUGAGGCAUGAACGGAACAUGUGAAUCUCUAGUUUAGGGUUGAAAUUUAUAAUUUGUCAUGCCCAUGUAUAUUAAUAUUGAUAAUAUCAUAUUUCAUAUUUUGUCGGUUUUGAUUGAUGUCUGUACAGUUUGCUACAACUUCGUGUCAUCACACGAAUUUGUCGUUUAUUUAUAACUCUGAUAAAAAAACAAUGUUUUGUGUAAUACAGGUAAACAUUUAAAUUUUUAAAGUUUUUCUCUCAGCUGAUAGAGAAAAUAUUUACAACUCCAAUUAUAGUUACAUGCUGCAUUUUGUAAUGAGUUUUUUGAAAGUAAUAAGGUUUGCUGGUGGACAGUUGUUAAAAAUCUGAAAUAGUAGUGGCAAAGUCUUCCAGUUCCUUUGAAAUUUUUUAAGUAGGUACCACUAAGAUGAAAAAACUACAGAAACCCCAUUAUUUUACCUAUAAUUAAUGUGAACAUUAACUUUUUACCACACAUUAUAAGUUCAUGAAAACAUGGGAAGUAUGUAAUAUAACUUCAUUAUAAAUUAAGUUUGGUUUUAAGUUAAUAUCAUGAUGUUUUCUUCCAUAAUUUAACUGGAAUUUCUUUACGUUAGACACAUUUAAUAUGUAUAUAAUUUUUUUUUGUAGCUUUGCCACUAGUGUGUUUGUUCGCUGAAAGUAGUGAAUGCAAAUACUAAACAACAGUAGCAGAUUAGCCUAUUUGCAGUUAAGAUAGUAUAUUUAUUCAUUGUUUCGCCAGUUGCCUUCCAUAAUGUUUAAAAGUGAAUAAAAUGUUAACAAUUGUAAAUGGUGCUAUAAUAUAUAUUUUUGGCGUGUUUGUACGUAAAAGAUAGAUACAUUUUCUAUAUAGUACCAUUAAGAUUACAAAACAUGGUCUUGUUAUGCAUUUCUGAAAGUCAUAGUACAGUGACAUUCCUAAAAUAUAAAUAUUUUUCAUUACAACAUUCAUUUUGUCUCUCAUGUACUGUAAUUGUUACUAGAUUUUUGCUGUUAGGAAAUUUCUAUAGCUGUGACAUUGGAUUAUUUUGUAAUGUAUAUUUUUGGGGUCAAUGUUUAAAACUGGUACUUAGGUGGUUUUUCACCUAACAUUCUCAAGAAAGCCUGUAGGAAUCAUAAAACAGUUACACAAGUAUUAUUGUAUUUAAAAAAAAAUUUGUUCUCAUUCAAUGAAGAGUUAGGUAUGUAUUUAACUAUGUGUACCCUGCUUGAUUUUUUAAAAUAAAAUAUUAACUUUUUGUUAUAAA
Messenger RNA from Bacillus rossius redtenbacheri, 4055 nucleotides. Its product is annotated as calpain-A-like. Gene Ontology annotation, biological process: proteolysis. The record is from RefSeq and is a predicted model, not a curated record. The transcript has 17 exons. The coding region runs from base 219 to 2618 and encodes 799 amino acids. Gene Ontology annotation, molecular function: calcium-dependent cysteine-type endopeptidase activity; calcium ion binding. Lineage: Eukaryota; Metazoa; Arthropoda; Insecta; Phasmatodea; Bacillidae. Gene Ontology annotation, cellular component: cytoplasm.